Messenger RNA from Durusdinium trenchii, 333 nucleotides. Lineage: Eukaryota; Dinophyceae; Suessiales; Symbiodiniaceae. The record is from the annotation of a GenBank genome assembly.
AUGGCGCUUUCUGUGUUAGCCUGCUUAUCAACCGUGCUUGCAGCGCCAGCUGAUAUAGCCCUCGUUUUUGAGUCGUAUCGAGAAGGGGCCUGCGCAAAGGCCGCUGGGCCAAGCUUCUGCCACCACGCCAGGCCUCAGUAUCUAUCUGAUUUGGCCAAGAACGUGGGUUCCAAGGUAGCUCUUCGGCAAUGCCCUGAACCCUACGAUGAUCUGAGCGCAGCCGACAGGAGUAGAACCACCGCUGUUGUGGGCAUGCCCCGGAACAUUACCAUCUUGGAGCAGCUGCCCAGCUUGACGCUGAUGCAAAGUUCUCACUAUAUGCGCCCUAUAUAG